Messenger RNA from Emiliania huxleyi CCMP1516, 580 nucleotides. RefSeq lists its product as hypothetical. NCBI's taxonomy places the organism in Eukaryota, Haptophyta, Isochrysidales, Noelaerhabdaceae. The transcript has a single exon. The record is from RefSeq and is a predicted model, not a curated record. The annotation marks the transcript as partial.
ACGCCGCCGCCGUCCGCGGCCGACGGUGGUCGCGAAUCAACGCGCCGCGGUGCACCGCUGCGCCUGUCCUUGCGCGCCGCUGGACGUCGGCCGAGAAGACCGCUUCCCUCUGGGGACCCGACUCCGCGAAGAUCGCGCGCGCGUCGUGAGUGGCGGCGCGCGCGCGAUCUCUGUUCCCGGGCACGCCGGUCGCAGUGGCAUGGGAUCCCAGGCUCAAAAGCGCUCUCAAAACAGCGAGCUGCUCCUCCUCCUGCCGCCGUUCUCGCCGCCGCCGCCGCCGCCGCCGCCUCCGCCGCCGCCGCCGCCGCCGCCGCCGCCGCCGCCUCGCGCCUUGCCUCCGUCACCGCCGCCCUCCAUCUCGCAGCGGCGCGUCCCUCUGAUGGCGCGGGCUCCUCGCUCGAUGGCGCAUUCUGUCGCGCCCUCGCCGCCGCCCCCCCUCUCGCCGCCGCUCCGCUCGUGGCCGCCCCAUCCCCUGUCAAUCCCGCCGCCUCCCCUGCCAAUCCCCCGCACCACCGCCGCCACCGCCUCGCGCGUUUAGCGGGCCUUUAAGCUUAGGAAUCCUAAAUAUAGGAGGACAGCC